UUUAGAGAACUCGAGAGAGAUUUACGAAUACUCGCCUGAUUGCUUUCUCUGUCUCUCAAAUUGGCUCAUCCUCUCCAUUAGUUCAUCUCAAGUACCAAACAAGCUGCUUCGAUCUUCGUCUCUCUGCCCUCGUUUCUAAUUAUUGUUUCUAUCUUAAAUGGGUUCUUCUGAGAAGAGAUCAAAGGAUGUCAUGAGUGACAUACCAACCUUUAGUGGUGAGAAUUUGCAGAACAAUUUGAAAGUCAUACAGAACAGCCGGACGUUUCUGUCUAUCAUCGCUGGUGUCCUUGCUGGAAUAAUCGGAUUCAAUGGCUUGACUGGUUUUGUAUUUUACUUUGUUGUGAUGUUGAUCACAUCAGUUGGGCUCAUGGCUAAGGCAGGAUUCUCAGCAGACUUGUACUUUGAUUCGUGGAAUCGGGUCCUUUUUGACGGCUUUCUUGGUGGCCUUAUGUCGUUUGUGCUAUUCUGGACAUUUGCAUAUGACUUGGUGCACAUAUUCUGAGGGAACUUCCGCAGCAAAUGAAGAUGGUGAAACAACACACAAGAGUAAGUUCGGGAUUGCAGCCUCUUCAAGUAACUGGAUAGAUUGGACAAUGUGUCUCUGGUUCCCUUUUUGAACGACAGAUUAUGAGUUCGUAUUUUAUUUUUGUUUCAAAGUUACUUGAAAUCACAUCAGCUGUGAAAACCUUUAGAUUCAACAGUUUCAAGUAUUUUUUAGACUUACUCCAAGUAUACCUAAGGAUGCCUACCGAAA
Capsella rubella is the source of this 754-nucleotide messenger RNA. RefSeq names its product ER membrane protein complex subunit 6. Lineage: Eukaryota; Viridiplantae; Streptophyta; Magnoliopsida; Brassicales; Brassicaceae. Gene Ontology annotation, cellular component: endoplasmic reticulum; membrane; EMC complex. The transcript is spliced from 5 exons. Gene Ontology annotation, biological process: protein folding in endoplasmic reticulum; autophagosome assembly. The coding region runs from base 158 to 502 and encodes 114 amino acids. The record is from RefSeq and is a predicted model, not a curated record.